This is a messenger RNA of Trichophyton benhamiae CBS 112371, 714 nucleotides long. RefSeq lists its product as uncharacterized. Gene Ontology annotation, molecular function: metallocarboxypeptidase activity; zinc ion binding. Gene Ontology annotation, biological process: proteolysis. The coding region runs from base 1 to 714 and encodes 237 amino acids. Lineage: Eukaryota; Fungi; Ascomycota; Eurotiomycetes; Onygenales; Arthrodermataceae. The transcript has 3 exons. The record is from RefSeq and is a predicted model, not a curated record.
AUGCGCUCAGUUUUGUCUCUUGCGCUGCUUGCAGCCAAUGUGGUCACUGCUGCUGUAGUUGCCCCCUUUGAUUAUUCUGGAUACAAGGUCAUCCGUGUCCCUACCCAGAAGGACAAUGUCAAAGAGGUGCAGAGGAUCAUUACCGACCUGAACCUUGACACCUGGAAAUACCCCAAGUCAGAGGGUCAGAAUGCGGAUAUCGUGGUUCCACCAAGCCAGAUCUCCUCCUUCAUGGAGCGUAUUUCUGGAAUGAACAUCGAGAUGAUGCAUGAGGAUCUCGGAUUGUCUAUUAGAAACGAGACUUCCUUCGAGGCAUACAGCGCUGGCUAUGCUCCUGACAUCAACUGGUUCAAGUCGUACCAUAGCUACCAGGAUCAUCUUUCCUACCUGCAAGAUCUUCAGGGUCUUUUCCGCACUCGUUCUGAGUACGUUGAUGCCGGAAAGAGUCACGAGGGCCGCACCAUUCCAGCCCUUCACAUUUGGGGGAGCGGCGGAAAGAACUCCAAGCCCGCUAUUAUUUUCCAUGGAACCAUUCAUGCUCGCGAAUGGAUCACUACCAUGGUCACCGAAUACAUGGCUUGGUCUUUCCUCUCCCAAUACAACAAGAACGCUGACAUUACCUCCAUUGUCGACAAUUUCGAUAUCUGGAUCUUCCCAAUUGUUAACCCAGAUGGUAUGCCCUUCCUCAAAUAUGGUGCAUUCCUCACAAAAUAA